Messenger RNA from Girardinichthys multiradiatus, 2378 nucleotides. RefSeq names its product receptor-interacting serine/threonine-protein kinase 3-like. The record is from RefSeq and is a predicted model, not a curated record. Gene Ontology annotation, biological process: signal transduction; regulation of apoptotic process; protein phosphorylation. The coding region runs from base 170 to 1486 and encodes 438 amino acids. The transcript is spliced from 12 exons. Gene Ontology annotation, cellular component: cytoplasm. Lineage: Eukaryota; Metazoa; Chordata; Actinopteri; Cyprinodontiformes; Goodeidae. Gene Ontology annotation, molecular function: ATP binding; JUN kinase kinase kinase activity.
CUUUGCUGAAGCCUUACGCACUGAUGAAAACAGAAAGAGGAAACUAGAACGUGUAGGUUAUUUUUUUCUUAAAGAUUUCCUCUAAAUUAACUCUGAAACCCCAUGUAGAUACAAUGGAGCACAAACACAAUUCUAAAGUUACAAAUUGUCUACCCAAGUUCAACAGGAGAUGGCGCUGCUUUGCACUGAGAUGUUUGGUGAUAAGGACUUGGAUGAAUGGCGUAGAAUCGGCAGGGGGGGGUUUGGUACCGUCUAUAGGGUCAGGCACAAAGAGAGAGGGUUUGUUGCCAUCAAGGUACCUCAACAAAAUUCAGGCCCCCAUGAUGCACUCAAGGAGGCUGAUUGUCUGAAAAAACUAUCCUCUCGGUUUGUUCUGACAGUGUUUGGAAUUUAUCAGGGAAACCGAUUUCAACAAAUCACAGAGCAGCAGGGAAUAGUCAUGGAGUUUAUGGAAAGGGGAUCUAUUCACACCCUGCAGGUGGACUUGCGUGGCCCUCCGCCACUGCCACUGGCCAUCCGAUUGGCCCAUCAAGUGGCUUCAGGGAUGCAACACCUACAUUCAAUUAACUUUCUUCAUCAUGAUCUAAAACCAAGCAACGUUCUUCUGGAUAAUGACUUUAAUGCCAAGCUGGCAGACUUUGGUCUUUCCAGGGUUACCACAAGUGUUUUGUCCAACAGUGAACAAUCAAGAGCAGGAACUCCAGGGACAUUUCAGUACUGGCCACCUGAAGCUUUUUCUUUAAACUAUAAGGCAGUUCGCUUUUUUGAUGUUUACAGCUACGGCAUCCUCCUUUGGUCUAUCUUAACUGGUAAAGAACCCUAUGAAGGAAAAGGGUUUGGUCUUGUGGAAUUGCGGAUCAAACAGGGAGACAGACCGGAUAUCAGUCUUUGCCAGAAAGAGGAGAAAGAAAAGAUGACAGAAAUGGUUGAGCUCAUGACACAUUGCUGGGAUGAGGAACCAUCCAAGAGGCCUCACUUUGAUGAAAUCGUCGCAGUCACUGAACAUGUGUUCUCAGUUAACAAGGAUGGAAUUGGUGCUGCCAUUCAAGAAGUUUUAUCAAAACUAGAACAAGAACAGUCAAAAAGUGGCGGUCAGCUUCAUCAAACAAAUGCUGCACCCACUCCAGAAAAUGCAGUGCCAAAUGCUACUGUUGAUCAUCCACCACUUGCAGCACAGCAACCAUGUGUUGAUGUUGGAACUAAAAAUGUGGCUGAAAAAGACAAAGUGAAGUUUGUUGAUGACAUGAGAGAAGAUAUAAUACAGGAAACCAAGGAUGUCAUGGCAUUGGUUGAGGAGCUUCGGAAAAUAGGGAUGGUUCAUAAAGAAACCUAUUCCACAAUUAAAGCAAAAGAAACAAGUCAGGACAAAAUGAGGGAGCUGUUCCGGCAGACAUUACGUGCCGGAGGGGACACGGUCAAAGCUGCCUUCUAUGAUGCCUUGAAAAAACACGAGCCGAGUAUGCUGAACAGUAUUGGUGAAAGUUGAGGUAUUCCUGCAUGAGAUGACCACAAAUGUAUGUGGUUUACAUCACUUUUUCUUUCUUUUAUUUUUACUUGAGGAUUGCUUAUGAUUCAAGAUAAGGUACUUGUGUCAUGAUUUGCCAGUUAGGUGUUUGAGUUUUAGUUUCUUUAUUAUCCCUCUUUCUUCUGAUUUAGUUCUCUAGUUGCUGAUAUUUUUUUUAAUUCAUUUUAGAUUAGGCUCUUAGUUCAUGUUUAUGUAUAUUUUGUAUUAUCUCUGCUAGAAUUCUUCCUUGUGUCCCUCUCUGUCAGAUCCUGUUCAUUCUCUUUUCCCUCUCUCAGCUCUCUCUCCCUUUAUUGGUCUUGCUGCUACUCAUUCCCACCUGAUUGCUUUCACCAUCUCUCCAUGCCUUUUCUCGACUCUUGCCCUAGUAUAUAUGUCACUGGUUCUCUUCAUUCCUUGCUGGUUUCUUAUGUUACUCUCCUCUGUUUGACUGAUCCAUUUCUGUUGCGCCUCCAACCGUGCCAGUUGUUUCCCACAGUAUUUCUUGUUCUCCAGUGUUAAGUUGAAAGUUUUGCCACUUUUCUUAAAAGUUUCUCUCUAAUUCCCCUCUGGUCCAUCUGCGUUUGGGUCCUUUGCAUGGCAAAAUGUGACAAAUUGUAUCAAGCAGUUUAUGUUUAGCUGUCUUGAAGCCCUUAUUCCUAUGUAGACAAACUCUGCCUCUGUUUUGUCCCAUUAAUUUAAAAUGGCAAAACAUAAUUUUAGGCAACCUACCCUUUAGUAUUUUCAUUUCUGUAAUUCAAUAAUAUUCCUUAACAUAUAAGGACAAAUGGUGAACUGUUUACUGUCAUGCAAAGUUCUGCAUCUAAUUACACAUAAAUCAUGAGGCAACUAAUAAACUAGUAUUACCAUCAUCAUA